Molecule: messenger RNA, 979 nt
Organism: Sorghum bicolor (sorghum)
Lineage: Eukaryota; Viridiplantae; Streptophyta; Magnoliopsida; Poales; Poaceae
Product: frataxin, mitochondrial
Exons: 5
Coding region: 91-687 (198 amino acids)
Biological process (GO): intracellular iron ion homeostasis; iron incorporation into metallo-sulfur cluster
Cellular component (GO): mitochondrion
Molecular function (GO): ferrous iron binding; iron chaperone activity; ferroxidase activity
Source: RefSeq, a predicted model, not a curated record
GGCACCGUCCAUGCCCGGUCGGACCAGGCCUGCGCCACCUCUCGCUGCUGCGUGAGCACAGUAGCACACAGACAGCCGGCGGCGCUGACCAUGGCGUCGCGAAAGGUUCUCCCAGGCCUCGCCUCCGGGAGGCGGCUCCGGUCCCGCGCUCAGCAACUCCUCUGGGCCGCCGAUCUCCCUGUAGCUACCACCUCUCGCUCGCUCGCGGCCGCCGCUGUCACGGCGCUGCCGUCGGGCGGGUCUCCAGCGGCUCUUCUGUUCUCUUUGAGGACCAUCUCGUCAACGCGCCUCUCGACACAGUCCGCCGCCGGUGACGCGCCCGGCCCAUCUGCGGUGGACCACAAGUUGAUAAUGCAAGAGGAUGAGUUUCACAAAUUAGCAGAUGAAACGAUUCAUGACUUGCUUGAAAAACUUGAGGAAUACGGUGACUCCAUUCAGAUGGAUGGUUUCGACAUAGACUAUGGGAAUCAGGUUUUGACACUGAGGCUUGGGGAUUUGGGGACGUAUGUUGUAAACAAGCAAACACCAAACAGACAAAUCUGGCUUUCUUCACCUGUAAGUGGACCUUCUAGGUUUGACUGGGAUGUGGCAACUAAUGGUUGGAUAUACAAGCGAACUGGAGCGAAUCUUGUGCAGCUUUUGGAGAAGGAGAUUGGUGAGCUUUGUCAUACUCCAGUAGAACUUUGAUAACAGUACUGUAGUACAGGAAAUACCACACAACUAGAUUGGAUGGAGAGGAGUGCGCUUGAGGUACAGUAUGAAUGAGACAACCCUCUUGUAAUAUGGUUAUUCACAAAAUUUUGUUCUGCACAUUUGCACACUGUUGAGGAUAAAUAAUUUCCAUCGCUGAUAACGGGACAAAGUAAACAUCAGCAUAUAUCUUUGCUUCGAGAUGCCCUAGAGACCACAAGUGAAUGCUCUUUGUUGUAUAAUUUUUACCUUUUGUUAGUAUCAUAAUAUGAGUCAGUUUGUCAGACUA